Molecule: messenger RNA, 1375 nt
Organism: Brachypodium distachyon (stiff brome)
Lineage: Eukaryota; Viridiplantae; Streptophyta; Magnoliopsida; Poales; Poaceae
Product: ethylene-responsive transcription factor ERF060
Exons: 1
Coding region: 208-1071 (287 amino acids)
Biological process (GO): regulation of DNA-templated transcription
Molecular function (GO): DNA-binding transcription factor activity; DNA binding
Source: RefSeq, a predicted model, not a curated record
CGGCGAUGGCUGCUCUUGCACAACAAAUUAAGCAUUCCGCUGCUCAACAACUCCCCCACGGUCGCCACGCAGUUCAUCUUCUUUUAGCAAAUCGUCCACUUCUCCCAAGUCAUCGGGGGUUUCCUCCUCUGUUUUCUUGCUCAUUCUCCUCUGCUGUCCUUAAGCUAUUCUUUCGUGUGCUUUGGUUUCUUCUUGACCCAAUAAGACAUGGCGACAACGGUAGAUUGGCGCAGUUGUAACCCCGAUCUUCUUGCCGCGACGUACUAUAACACGCAGGAGAGCAGAGAUGUAAUGCAGGCGGCGCUUGCUCCGUCCAUGGGGCUGCAAGGCGCGAUGGCUCCGACAAUCUCCUUCUCCUCCUCCUACCCCUGCUCCGGCUUGGAGCAGAGCGCGAGCUACUUCACUCCCGCGCAGAUCCUUCAGCUCCAGUCGCAGCUGCACCAGCGCCACGUGCGCCGGGCGCCGGGCGCGGCCAUGCCCGCGGUGCCGCAGCCGAUGAAGCGGCACGGCGUGGCCGCGCUCCCGGCGCGCCCGGCCGCGGCCAGCAAGCUGUACCGCGGCGUCCGGCAGCGGCAUUGGGGAAAGUGGGUGGCCGAGAUCCGGCUGCCACGCAACCGCACCCGCCUCUGGCUCGGCACCUUCGACGCCGCCGAGGAGGCCGCGCUGGCCUACGACGCCGCGGCGUUCCGGCUCCGCGGCGACUCCGCAAGGCUCAACUUCCCCGAGCUCAGGCGCGGCGGCGCGCACCACGGCCCCCCGCUCCACCCCGCCAUCGACGCCAAGCUCCGCGCCAUCUGUGACCUGCCCCCGCAGCAGAGCCAGAGCGAUGCGACGCCGACGCCGAGUUCUUUAAUGCCGGACGUGGUGAAGAGCGAGUUCUUUCCCGGCUGCUGCUCCGGCUCCGAGAGCUCGUCUUCGGGGGACGGCGAGGUGUCGUCCACGGGCUCCUCCGACGUCGUCCCGGAGAUGCAGCUCCUGGAUUUCUCGGAGGCUCCGUGGGACGAGUCCGAGAGCUUCGUGCUGCGCAAGUACCCGUCGGUCGAGAUCGAUUGGGACGCCAUCCUUUCCUGAAUCCUCCUGCCUGAUAGACAUAUACGGCGGCGCUCCGUGCCUUUUCUAAUCUUGUGAUUCAUUCACAGCUCGAAGUGUUCAGUGUUUCUUUCAUUAGGCUCUUCUCUUGGAUAGGUUGUGGGCUUGAUCGUGUAAUCUUGUGUUAGGAUCAUCCCCUGGUCUGCUUGGGUUUUUGAAUGGCAUUGCCAGGAAGGAGGUUUCAGUACUUUGGUCUGUGGAAACUAUUAGUCUGCAUGCGAAGGUUUUAAUUUGUAUAGUUCAACUCUACAUACUAUCCAAUAAAGAAUCACUUCUGCACUCGAAA